Messenger RNA from Fundulus heteroclitus (mummichog), 2600 nucleotides. RefSeq names its product tripartite motif containing 8a (gene trim8a). Lineage: Eukaryota; Metazoa; Chordata; Actinopteri; Cyprinodontiformes; Fundulidae. The record is from RefSeq and is a predicted model, not a curated record. The transcript is spliced from 7 exons. The coding region runs from base 334 to 2088 and encodes 584 amino acids.
CCUCCCCGUCUGUGUGUCAACUCUGUGACGGGUCACGGUGUGUCGGAGCUGGGGGUUGGAGUCGGUGUGAGAGCACCGUCACCGUCCGCCUCUGCUUACGGUAAAAAGCUCUCGCUCCGGGGGGAGAGAGAGUUGGACGGGAAAGCGAAACAGUCGACAGAAGCGGCCGGGAGCGUCCUGAGAGCCCCGGCGUCAGGGGAGGGGGGCUCGCCGCGUCGGACGCACGCACGGACGGACGGCUGGGAUCUAAGCGGGGGGAGCUGGCUUUGAUCGCGGGGCUGGAUGACAAGCUCCUCGGCUUUAUUCUAGGAGCGCCCGGAGGCUGCCGACGACAUGGACAAUAAAUACGGUACACCAUCAGUCUGGAUGCCCGGCGAAGUCAUGGACGCGAGCUGGAAGAACUGCUUCGAGGAAGAGCUCCUCUGCCCCAUUUGCCUGAAUGUCUUUGACGAGCCGAUCCAGUUGCCCUGCAAGCACAACUUCUGCAAGGGCUGCAUCUCGGAGGCCUGGGCCAAGGAGAGCGCGGCGGUGCGCUGCCCCGAGUGCAACCACGACUACGACCAGAAGCCGGCGCCCGAGAAGAACUUCAAGCUCGCCAACAUCGUCAAGCGCUUCAACGCCCUGAACGCGGAGAAGGCCCCCGCCGUGCUGCACUGCGUCCUCUGCAGACGGGGCCCGCCGCUGCCCGUGCGCAAGGUGUGCCUGCGCUGCAAGGAGCCCUGCUGCCAGACGCACGUCCAGACGCACCUCCAGCAGCCCUGCACGGCGCCGGGACACCUGUUGGUGGACAUUGAGGAGCUGAGCGCCUGGACCUGUCCCACCCACGAGGAGUACCGGCUGCUCCACUGCGAGGAGGAGCAGGUGGCUCUGUGCCCCUUCUGCUACAUCUCCCACUGCACGAACCAGAGGCACACGGUGUGCGACGUGGACACGCAGCGCGUGCAAAUGCAGGCCAUGCUAAUGAGGCAGCAAGACAGACUGGAUUGUCGCGUUCAGAGCAUCGACGAGCAGCUCGGCAAGCUGGAGUCAGAUAAGACCCUUCUGAAGGAGGCCGUGUGCGAGCUGAAGGAGCGCGUCCAAGCCCAGUACCAGAGGAUGCACGCGCUGCUCGAGGCCAACCAAGCGGAGACCGUGCAGAUGCUGGAGAGCACCUACACCAUGUACGCCAGGAAGAACUCCCAGCAGGUCCUGCAGCUCAACGACAAGCGGCAGGAGUCGGAGAAGCUCCUGAGCUCGGCGCAGUCCUUCUUCCAGAGAGCCGAGAGUUUGACCUUCAUGAAGAACACCAAACCUUACCAGCUGCUGAUGGAUAAGUUAAAUUCACAUCUAAGUGGAGCCAUCCCUCCACUCAAAGUGGGCCAGCUCAACUCUCAUCAUUUUCUAUCCGACCUCUCCACGAGGGAGAAGAACCUGCGGAAAAUGCUGGAAGAACCGUUCAAUGAAGCGUCCAUCCUCGAGAUCGUCCAGUCCCAAAGCAGCCACGCUGGCUCUCAGCUGGGAAUGAGUUCAGGCCUGCAGAAGAGGAAGUACGGCAUGGCUUUCCUGGAGAGUAACACAGAACCCUCCUCCUCCCCGCCGGAUCCCCCGCAUUUACUCUACAGCAGCAAAAAGGCCUUCCUGAGCGACCAGAGCCACCGUUCCUCGUCCGUGUACUCCUCCGAGGUCCUCCCACAGACCACCCACACCUCCGGUCGCCUCCUGGACUCUGCGGCUCAUCACAUGGUGGGUCUGGGGUCCAGCUCCAGCCACCACUCAGGAAACCUGUUCCCGUCCUCGCACUUCCCCGGCGGCGGCGGCGGCGCGGGGGCGGCGGCGCAGCAGCCCAUGUACGAGAGCAGGAAGGUGCUGAUGUGCACCCUGAACAACUGCUGCUGCUCCAGAGCGCCGGCCGCCCGCGCCCAGCCUCCGUACCCGGCGGCGGACACCUUCCCCUCUCAGGAGUUCCCCCCGCAUGCCCUGCUUCCUGCGAGUCAGCCCCUGCAGCAUUUUCCCGUCAGAGGCCUGAUGGACGCGUCGCCGGCUGCCAGGCACCCGGAUUUCUACGGCCUGUAUGGCCAGUCUUCAGCCAAGCAUUAUGGGACCAAAUGAACCAGAAUCAGCGAUUUGGUUGAUUGUUUAUUUUAUUUUUAACGCUUCUGGAGAUCCAUCGUAGGCCGUUUAUCACAGUAACACUAGUAACUCCCAAACCCGUUGUAAGGUUGCAGUUAGUUUCUUUUUUAUUUUUUAACUUCACUGGAAGUGCUGAUGUGAAUAUUUUAGUCUUAAAAAUGCAUCCAAGCAGCAAACGAGGAAGUGACAUAUCCUUCAUCACGAGUCCUGCCGGUCGGACUCCAGUGCCUAAAAGAGACUGUUAGCACCAACUUUUAAUGUACUUGCAACUCCUUAGCUCUUGAUUAUUUCCUGCUUGUGGCUGAAAGCGAGCGGGGGGGGGGGAAACCUCCUCGUGCAGCAGGGAGGUCGGCGUGGCUCGAGGAGAGAAAAGCAAAACACUGGACUCCAAAUGCCUCUCAGUUUUUUUUCAUGUAUUUUUUUAUAGAAGAAUAUCAAUAAACCAAAGUAUGUGAAAGAUGUCGAAUAAAUGAGCAGAUUUAAAAACCUCU